UCGGGGAUUUGUGCGUGGGUUUAGUCUCGGAAACACCACGGGGCUGAAGCAUUGCUUGCUCCAGUCUUAACGCUCCUGGGACUGUGCAUGAUUAUAGUCUAUACUGCAUCUUCUGAUCUAACGGCGGUAGAGCGCGCGCUACAAUUUCGCGCUUUCUUUACCUCCCCGCGUGCGCUCGGUUUGACGUGAGAGGCGAGAGGCGGCCUACGGGUAAAGUUGACAUCCUAACACCUGAUACUGGAUUAAGGCGUGUACAGCACAGUAUUACCAGGCACAAAUUACCAGGCAGCAGUUGAGAUGAAACCAGAUGAAGUAGCUACAACUCCGGCUGAGCCAGCGGAUGAUGCAGUUGAGCCUGUUCCUGGAGCUGCUGUCAAUGAGGAGCAGGAACAUCAAGACUCGAGUCCAUCGUCUCCACAGCCUGAGAAGCCUCAAAAUGAAGGCAUGCAGGAAGGAGCACAUGCAGUGUUGCCGCCUCUUGAUAAAGAGGUAAAUGAAAAGUUUUUAAAGCCUAAGGACAAGACUAAAGCACCAGUAAAGACCAAGUUGGGCACUAAAGCAACCACUACAACAGGUCCCACAUCUCGCUCCACUACAGCUCAAAGCCGAGUGGCCAAUGGUGUUAUGAAGACUGCGUCAAUUGGUGCAAGUAAGAAACCUGUGAGUACGGCCACAGAGAUGAAAAGUACCUCUGGUGGAACAUCUGCUCAAGUCAAGAAAGUGCCCACUGCAACAACUGUAGCUCCAAGAAUGCAGAUGAAGGCAGCUGAAAGAAAAGCUGUUGGGUCUUCCAGGCCAGUGCCCUCCACAAGCAGCGGGGUAAGGAAAACGGCAGCAGGAACAACCUCCUUGACAUUGGGCAAAAUGCCAGGUGCAGGAGUCAGCAAUGCUUCAUUCAAACCCAAGACCACAGCACCAAGGCCUACUCAUGCACCUACUGCCAAAGCCAGUGUUUCAGCUCCCUCUAAAGCUGCCCCCAUACCAAAGACAACGAGGCCCACUGUAGCAACUGCUUCUCGCCCUAUGACUUCCACUGCACCAGUUAGACUAACAACCACUGCUGGUAAACCAACAGCAUUAAAAACCGUCAUCUCUACUCCCUCUGCUGCUGACUCUGCAUCAUCACAGCCUUCAAAAGUCUCUGCUUCUGUAGCAGCUAAAAAAGAUAUGAAAACAACCACCAGUGCAGCAUCCAGAAAACCAAUGGCCUCUACCACCACUACGCGCUUUACGGCUACAAAGGCUUCCAAACCCGAACCUCCCAAACCUGCUGCAAAGCGAUUACCAGCAGGCCCGAAACCCUCUCAACCAAAAUUGGAUGAAGCAAAACAAGUACCAACACGAAAGGUCCCCCCAAGUCCUCGAAAUAUUUCCUCACGCCCUGCUGCAGGCAGAAUGGCCAGAGACUUCAAUAACCAAAAGCAGGGAGCAAAUGGUAGCUCUGUAAAGCAUCAAACAGCCAAACCAACACAGUCUGUUUUGCCAUUAGUUGUCACAGAAAAACCUUCUAAAGAACAAUCAUCUGAGCCUGUGGAGCCCUCUGCAGUUUUGGAAACUGCAGCCUCUGUAACAACUGCAGCCUCUGUAACAACUGCAGCCAUAGCACCUGUAGAGUCUGUGAUGGACGCACCUUCAGUAGAGCUAGCGCAGCAUGAUCAACAGACCAGUGCACUUGUGGAAGGUCAGGAAGAAGGAUUACAAGUACCUGCCCCAGAGCCUACAAAUGUAGAGUGUGUUUCUAUCAAACAAACAAUAGAUGAUGAACCAUUAACCAUUCAGUCAGAAGCUAAUGUGCCAGUAUUUGUAACAUCUAAUCCGCCAACCCUAGUCCCUGAACCUGAAAACGUUCAUGACAAUAUUUUGGUUGUAACACCAAUGGCACAAGAACUGAAUGAGCAAGAUGCUGUAACUGCUUCUCCAUGUGAGGUCCCACUUACUGCCCAAGUGCCUCCUAAGGAUUUGGAGGUUGUUGAGAAGCAAGAGCAAAUCAUUUGCACUUUGGAAGAGGAUGAGGAUGAGGAGAGGGAGGGCAGUCAGCAGGUAUCUGUAUCUGACAUGAGUGGUACACAGCCCACUGAAGAGUCCAGGCCUGGUUCAGCAGGUCUGACUGGUUCAGUAUGGCGAGCAGGAGGCCUGCCCUCAGAAUUUGACUCGGAGGAUGUAAGCUGCAGCCAGCAGGGGGCCUCAGAGCUUAGUGCUCCUGGUGUUUUGGAGGGUACUGAAAGUAUGGAUGACCUAGGUGAGGCUAGCCUAAAAGGUGCUGAUGGUGAAGGUGCAUCAGCUGGAUCUCCAGACUUUGAGAAGUUCCCUGAUAUUCCGGUCAAUGAAGAGGAUGACUAUUAUGAAGAUGACGAUGAGGAUCAUGUUGACGAUAUGGAAGUGGGAUCAGAAAUGACUGAAGACCCACACAGGCAGUGCAAUGACAAUGAGGAUGAGGACGAUGAUGUAGAGAUGGCAAGUGAGGGCAUCACAGAGAGUGGUCUUGAGAGUUAUGGAAAUGCAGAUGAAGAUGACUUGGCAGAAGACUACCGCUUGGACAACCUGAACCGUAUGCAACCUUCAUCUAUUGUUCCUGCUGCACUUUCUGCAGAAAGUCAAUUUGCUGAUGCGUGGAUGCAGUCACUACAAUCAGAUUCUACCUGUGUCUCCAAUCCUUCUUCCAACCCAUGGCAAACAUACUCUGAAUCACCAAAGCAACCUGCUGCUCAAGCCUGUUUGGAUGUUGAAAGUGCCAAUACUGAUCUUUCCUCUCCUGAGUCUCCAGGCUUUAGAGAUCCAGUUCCAAGCUCAUCUGAGCUGCCUUUAGUGCAUGCUGCAGAGAUUGAUAUGGGCUUUAGUCAAGGAUUGACAUCCUAUUCCCAACACAUUUCUCGGUCUAGCACUCUAGUGGGCCCCGAAAGAUCAAUCAAUACAAGCAGAGAUGCAAGCACACCUGAGGAGCCAAAAAACUACAAUAUUAGCCCUGGACUAGAGAACCCAAAACUGCCGUUACCAGUUUUGCCAGACAUUAUGCAGGAUCUAGGUCUCUGUAAAUCUGAGUGUGCAGGAUCUGAACAUGAAGAGGAAGAACUGGAGACUUUGCCUGCAGAUGACAUGUUUGUUGGUCUGUCAACUGUGACUACUUCUGCACAAUCCUCCCACUCUUCUGCCACAGGGGAAGAGGCCAGUGAUACAGAAGGGGACAUGCAGAUCAGCGACCUUAUUGAAACUGGUUCCACCGGAAAUGAAUGCUUUGACAGUAAGCAAGCUGUUCACAGCAUGUCUGCCUUGGUGGAGGAAUGUGAGGAGGCAUGCGUGGAGAUGGAGGGAGGCGGUGGAAGUGAUACUCCUCAGUCUGCCACUUCGGCUGCCUCCUAUGGUUUUGAGUGCACAACCUCUAACUCUAAUGCUCAGUCUACCACAGAGAGUUGUAUCAAAAGCCCAGGCAUUUUCUCUCUCGAAAAUGAAGAGCAGCUCCCGGAUGAAGCCAAAGACCUAUCACUUAUUAAGGAGCUGAACCUUCCACCUGCUGAUGCUCCUGCAGUUGCUAAUGUCCUUGAACAGGAAGGAGAGUUCCAGAUGAACCCUGAGCAGCAGUACAUGCUCUGUGGGAAGGUCACUGAGGAGUUGCCAGAGCCUUGCAUUGUCCCCAGUCAGACAGGCUUGGAUAGCUCUUCCCCUUCACCAACAGAGCACCAACAAAACUUGGAUCUUGAUGCACCACAUCCCUAUUACUCCACAAUAUGCGAAAAAACUGAUAGCUUCUUGACAGGAAGUGACCUCUGUGCUCAGCAGGAAGAAAAAGUGCCCAGAGUCCACAAAAAAAGGCCACCCAAGCAUCAGUCGGGACUGCGUGUGGAUCUUGUGACCCGACUGCCUUCUGAUCUUCCUCCAAGGAAGCCAGAUGUGGGGUGUAAUGCUCAACUCCGGCGGCUAGAACUUCAUCAGCAGCAGCUAGACGAGAUUGAACAGAGGCGGGAACAACAAAUCAGAAAGGCAGAGAGACCAAUGAAGGAAGAAAAUGGUGAGGAAAAGGAGGAGGUAAAGCAAGUGGAGGAAGAGCUUGAACAGAACAGGGAGGAGAAAGAGAAGGAGCUGGAGGAACAAAGAAGGGAUCUGCUUCAUCUGCAGAUUCAAAAGCAGCAGCAGGAGCUGAAGCAAAGACAGCAGAUCAUGCAGUGGCAACAAGAGCUGGAACAGCAGCAACAAAUUAAGCAUCAAAACAGUCACCAGAAGAAUUUAACUCCGGUUCUCCUGUCACCUUCUGGGUUGUGCACAAUCUAUGAGGCAUUAGAGACCAGUGAUGCAGAGGAAGACAGAAUGGAAGACAGAGAACUGGUGCUGAAAGUAAAAGUAGAACAUGAAUGCUCCCCCAAAGUGCACAUAACCAUCCCAGAGGUAGGAUCCAGUUCAGAUCAUCCAGAUUCUCCACAAUCACUGGGCACAUUACCAUCUCCAAAUCCCAUAAAGUACAAUGAAGGUCUAACUCAUUCUGGGGCUUUAGACAGCCCUCCUCUUUCUGGAUCCAGCUCUCCCCAGGAGCUUGACUGGAAUGAGAAAACUGAUAUUGUCCAGCAGCUGAUUAGCCAGACCUUACUACUAAAUGGAGAUAAAUGCUGCCCACUUUUGCUCCUCCCUGGUGGAGCUGCUGGGACACUGAGCCCACUAGAGACAAGCCUGUGGCCCAACCUGCCCCCGCUUACUCCACCUUCUGCCACAGUUACCUCUGUUAGCAGCUUCUCAACUGAGAUUUCAGGCAGUUCUCCACAAGGGGAGUGGACAGUAGUGGAGCUAGAAACUCAUCAUUAAGGCCUACUAGAAAAGCCAGACUAAUAGUAACAAAUGCAGCUUUUGGGUGUAAAGGGUAAUAAUGACAUGUACUGGAUUCAGUUUUUGCUUUGUAAGCAACAAUUUCUGAAAAUUAAUUUUCAGAACUUUUACAAAACCUUUUUACAAAAACUGUUUUCGUCACAGUGAUUCUGUAAUUUUACUCUCCCCAUUGUCUCCACCUAAUGCUACUGUAUAAGAAGGAUUUGACCGCUUUGUGUCUGAACAGUUUAUCCUAAUUUAUUUUGUACAAUUCCCUGCCUGUGCCAGACAGCCAUGAAAAUGUCAGCCAUUUUGUUAUUGCAAGUGUCUGGCUGUCUUUCUCUCAUAUAGCUUAUUCUUUUUAUGGGUAGAGCAGAGUAGGAGGCAGUUUUUGCCUCCAUUGUAAUCCAUCUUGAAGACUUGCAUGGAAGUGAGCUGGCACUAUUAAGCCUAAAAUUAAAUUGGAAUGAAAUGAUAUGGCAAUGAGUUCUGAAGUGUUAUGAUUAGCCAAUAUUCAUUUAUUUCAAUUAACUGAUGCAGUAAGUAAAGGAAUAGUCAUGAGGCUUGUGUCUUAACAUACCAGUUAACUAGUCACAGUAUGAAGGAUUGAAAGGCAUCAGUAAUACAUGAAACAUUGGGUGUAAUGAUUCUAAUAAAGGGGAUCGUUUACAGGAAAUUGUGCCAUCUUACGGCACAACACUUGGAUGAGUAAAAUGGUAGUAAUUCCACAAAAUGUUCUAUUGAAUUUAAAUGAAGGAUCGGCACAACCAGCUUAAUUUGGUAGAAAAUGGUGCUUCUAAUAUUUCUGGAAUGAAAUUGAUAUUUAUUGAUCAAUAUAAUUUGAUACACAAACUGUUCAGAUGCAGUGCUUCAACAAACUCUUUGUGGUAGUCCACACAGUCCUAAGCCAUAUUGAAUCUGUUUGUGCCUCAAUAAUGUUCCUAAAACCAGGACAGACUAUGAAUUUUGCAAAUAUAUUACACUGUGACCGAAGAGCUUGUCAAAUUCUAUAAACGGUUCUAGAACGUUUCAUGUUGUACUGCCACUGUCCUGUGAAAAGUCUUUGUGUGUCGUGUGUCAUUUGUGGUCAUUUAUGUUAAACUGUAUAAACAAGGCAUAUUGAGUAUAUGGUUAGUCUUGUCCAAAAACUAUAAUUGUCCCCAAAGUUAAAUAGAAUGCUCCUUGAAUUUGGGUAAAUUUAUGGGUGCAGAUAAAUUGGUAGCCUUUGAGACUGCCUGCUUGAUUAUGCUGAUUUGUGACAAUUUAGAUUCUUGUAAAAAGUAGAUUUUGAAAAUUAUAUACUUUGGGUUUUUUUGUUUUUUAAGUCUGCUUUUAAUACUUUAGUCUUGAGGUUUUAUUUUUUUUAUUCAAGAUUCCUAUAGAUUAAUCACUGAACACUACAAUCAGGGAAUUAAGUCUCCAGGUAAUAUUUAGACCAGUACUACUGUUUCUUUAAUCACUGUGUGGAAUGCCACAUUUCAUAACUUCAUGCCAGCAUUUAAGGAAUGUGUAUGCCAGACAUACUGGAAUCACUGUAAUUAACAAUCAGGGAUCAAUAGAAAAACAAAGGGAUCAGAGUUACAAAUGAAAUACAGAAACUGUGAUCACAUUAUGCACAAGUGGAAAUAUAAUUAUUGUUCUGUACUAGUUUGUGUAUAUUUUUGUAAUUUAUUUUCAAAUGGAGGAAUGUAUUUUUGUAUUUGGUUUGUAGAUGUUAUGAAACCAUGGCAGCUCAAUUUAUUUGAUAAAACUGUAAUUUACCGUUUGUCCAUUUCAAUGCUGAAGGAAAAAAAUAAAUAAAAUAAAGCUGAUUGGAA
Molecule: messenger RNA, 6605 nt
Organism: Silurus meridionalis
Lineage: Eukaryota; Metazoa; Chordata; Actinopteri; Siluriformes; Siluridae
Gene: prr36a
Exons: 6
Coding region: 298-4788 (1496 amino acids)
Source: RefSeq, a predicted model, not a curated record